AUUGACCACAACCCCCCUGACAGAGUCCUCAUCGCGGAUGAAUGCAUAGCUGCCUACAGAGAGCUGCUGUGUACGCGAGGGCCCCGCAAGCCCAAGUUCGUUCUCUAUAAGAUCUCCGACGACGAGCGGUCGAUCAUCGUGGACGAGCGGUCAUCCGAAACAAGCUACGAAGCAUUUCUGGGAAAACUCACCUCGGCGACCGACGGGGAAGGUCACCAGGCACCUCGCUAUGCAGUCUACGAUGUGGAAUAUGACUUGAAUGAGGAUGGUCGCAGAGCAACAACGGUGUUCAUCAGCUGGAUGCCGGAUGCCACGCCGAUGCGGCGCCGGAUGCUCUAUGCUUCGAGCGAAGAGCAGCUGCGAAGGGCCCUUGAUAUCAAGGUUUCGAUCCAUGCAGAUGAUGUACAUGAUAUUGAGUGGAGGACGGUUCUGAAGGAGGCGAGC
Aspergillus aculeatus ATCC 16872 is the source of this 444-nucleotide messenger RNA. RefSeq names its product actin-binding ADF family protein. Gene Ontology annotation, molecular function: actin filament binding. NCBI's taxonomy places the organism in Eukaryota, Fungi, Ascomycota, Eurotiomycetes, Eurotiales, Aspergillaceae. Gene Ontology annotation, biological process: cell motility; actin filament severing; actin filament depolymerization. The record is from RefSeq and is a predicted model, not a curated record. The transcript has 3 exons. The annotation marks the transcript as partial. Gene Ontology annotation, cellular component: cytoplasm; actin cytoskeleton; actin cortical patch.